UGUUUUGUCACGUUCGUCACGUCCAUUUCGCUAUGGAUUAUGGGUAAUAUCCCGAACGAAAUCUGGUGAAGUCUGCAGCCUAACUCCUCAGAGUUCCCCAAAAAGUCUGUUCAGGUUUCUCGUGGACGUGUUUAUUUGCAGAUUUCGACCAGACGAGCACAGCCUUCCGCCGUGACGGAAUUCCCGGGGACGCGUAUACAAUUCCGGACAUUUGGGUUCAGUCGAACUUCAGUUUCACUUUUGCAGCCAUGCUCCGGAGGUUUGCGUCAACAAAACCAAACGUUAAACGCGACAUACCGCCUUGAUUUGACUUUUUGGCAACAUACCAGUCGCAGCAGAUUUUUCUGAGUACCAAGCAGGAUGGAAGCUUGGUGAAAGAGGAGAAUGGAUGGAGUCAGUUGGAGCAGCACAAGGGCCCAGGAAUCGUUCGACCGCUCAAGGAUGGCAGCAGACACUCUGUCCAGGCUCGCCAGCUUCAUUGCUGAGUCCAAACAGCACACAAGGAAGGGGCAGCAACCAUCCCACUUACCCACAUACGUCUGUCAAGAAUGUGGUAAGGGCUUCCCUUAUGCAUCAGAUUUGUUACACCACCAGGACCUAAAGCACACAUUACCAAAGCCUCACCGGUGUCCCUCUUGUGGCCAGGAGUUCUCCCUGAGGUCAACCCUGCAGCUACACGAGUGUGAUCACGAUUCCUCUCUAUGUGAGCUUUGUCAUGGAGAGUCUCUGCUUGGUUCUCCUUGUCCUGCAUGUACGACUCACACCUCAGAUCCUGGCAAGCUGCAGGACAAGGCGCUCCACCGCCAGCCUCACCUCCUGGACAGUAGUCCUUAUGCAUGUGCCCCGUGUGGCAGAGGCUUCAGCCAGAAACAGGCUCUGUUGCACCAUCAGCAGGCUGGUUGUAGUGAACCACCGUCUCCAUCUGAUGUAGUUGAUGCCAGUAGCCUUCCAGAUGAUUCUCCUACAGCAUCUGCAGGAGAUUCGACUCGCUCUGAUUCUUCGGACACCCCUGGGCCCAGCAGUAGUGCUAUGAAUGUGUGCCAUUUCUGUUUUAGAACCUUUCGCACACCAGUUGGACUGCAACGUCAUAAACAGACCAACCAUACAGAGAAGCAGCUGAGGGCUCCACAGGGACAAAAGAGCAAAGGAAAAUGUACUGGUGGAGAAGUGAGAAAUGGAGUGAAUGUCACGGUCAAUGAAGAUCCAAAUGAAAGGCCAAAAUCCAAAAAGAAGAAUCUUAGCUGUCGCUCCUGUGACAUGGUUUUCAGGAACAUCUCUAAACUCCACGUACACAGAAAGGAGAAGCACAGCAGGGAGAAAAAUGUUAGGAGAGAACCCCGGCUCGUCAUCAGCAAGCGCAGGAGAGGCGGCACGUAUCCCUGUCAGGUCUGCGGCAAAGUCUUCCUCCAUCAUUUGUCACUUAGGGCACAUUACCGACAGCACACAGCCUCAAGCUUCGCCACAAUCAAAAAUGAAAGCCAUUCUGUAGGAUGCGCUGCCAAAGACUUAAAGUUCUCAGAGGACAGACCAAAUAAAGGCCAAACCAGCCAAGCAGAUAAUAAGACUGUUCGGACUGGUCGAGGGAGGCCCAGGAAAGUGGCUAAGUUAGAAACCAGGGUCGGUGAUCCAGGGCAAUGCAUAAUAGUGCCUGAAGUGAAAGAAGAGGAGGAGGAGGAGGAGGAGGAGAGAGAAUUCCCCUGCCCAUCUUGCGUGGAGGUUUUCGCUCUGCAGUCCCAGCUGAGGGAGCACGUGGAGCUCCACCAGUCCUCUGUAAACAGGAGGCAGUGCAGUGUGUGCACAAACGAGAUGGACACCUGCAAGUGGCCGGGCUCAAAGAGGCAGAGGCUGUACCACUGUGUGCCCUGCCAGCAGGGCUUCUCUGCUCUGGACUCCUUCCUAGAACACUGUCAGAAGCACCUGCGAGUCAGGGUGGAGGAGGACAGUGUCACAGAGAGCAGUAAAGCCUGAGCCACAGUUUGAAUGUUAUCAGCUAUUGCCUUUUUUUGCCUUGAAGGGUCAGAGAGUGCAGAGUGAAAUUCUUGUUUAUUAACCAGUUAAUCAAUUGAGCAUUCAGAGCAGCUUACUUUUGUACCUACCCUGUUGGUUUAAUGUCCAUACCAACAGAUCUAUGGUUAAUGAGAGAAGAUUGUUAAACAACCAUACCAGGAUUUUUGAAUGCUUUAUUCUGCCCUUUUACAAUAAAUCACAUAGUUCACUGCCAGUUAUUUCCUAUAACUUACCACAAUUCUUUUUAGAUUUUGAAAUGUUUUCUCUAAUCUGGAUGGCCAUCUGUACAUUAAUUUGUGUGCGAUCCAUCCUCGUUGAACGUUAGUUUUUAAUGUCACUGCAUUAUUAAUAUGUUUGAAAAUGGGUUUUUUGCAGUGUUCAUGUCUCUGAUUUGAGACUUGGAGCACAACAUUGUGUUCAUGCUGUGGUGAAAUCAAAGCAAAUGUGGGCAUUGAUUUUAAAAAAGUCAUGUACUGUACAUAUACUGUAUAUGCUAUUGCAUCAGUAAUGAAUUUUCCAUGUGAAUAAUGAAUUUCAGCUUUAUUCCAACAUGAACAUAACACAGCUGACUAAACAAAGCCAGCGUGUUCACUUUGCUGGAUUACUAGCGAUUGCAGUUGAUUUUCAUGCUUUACAGAAAUACACUGAAACCUGUAGCAGGCUGAAAAGUUAAAAACAACAUGCAAAAUCAUCAGUAUGUUUCUUUAUUAGUUUGGAAUUUUUCUUCUAAUGUCUCUGACCUCUUCAUAUACAUCAGGACCUCAUUUGAUAAAAAGAUGAUCUUAGCCCUUAAACUUAUAGUGGGACUGAGGUGUUCACAUUACUGCGGACAAACAAGGGUCUUGCGCUUUGUGUUCCAUGAUGGUUGGCGCAGAACCUCAAGUAGAUACCCCUGGGAGCACUGAACAAAACGGCGCCACCUUAGCCAAAAUGCUAGCAGUAGGUCACUACAGUUUAGAAGCUUAAACUGUGUUGUUUUAAAACAGUCUUGGUAGCGGCAUUUGCAUGCUGACAUUUCACUAGCUAAAUAUUUUGGCUGUCUUUAUCUGGUCUGGGUAUGAAGGCAAUAUGAUUCUGUGUCAUGUGGGAAAUUCAGAAACACAAGCAGGCUAAUUAGAUUCUCAUCAAUUCAGGCAUUGUUCUGUGCACACAAAGGUCAACACAGCUGAGGCCAAAGUUUCAGCACACCCCCGCUCCUGAAUGUCCACCUUGGCGUGUGAGGCUCACCACAUAUACCAUGACAAGGCAUGUGCAAAACCCAUUUUUCCACAAUACUGUGAACACGCCUUCAGCCAGGGGCUUUUUGUGCAGGUAGAUCAUGUGCAUAGCCGUGGUACGUCCUAGCCAAAACACUGUCAGAUGUGCUGUGUGCUACUGUUUUUGCACUAGACAUCUGGGGCACUUCAGCUUUGUAAGGUCCUGUAUGUCUUCUGCUGUAUUUUACUAAUUUGUCCUACACUUUUGGCAGCAAUUAGUCCCAGGUUGGUGGGGGCUCUGGUGUGUCAUGUGUUAGGUUGUCACUCUUGAAUGUUGGACUUGGGUUUUUGUAGCACUGCUCAGAGCAAUAGGUGGAAGUUUUGUGCAUUUGUCAACUGGAAAGACUGGAAAGGAUCACCAGGAGUGGAAUAAAAUCACAGGAGGAGAAAUGUAAUUAUGUUUUCAGCAUUUUUAUGGCCAUUUGGAGAUUGCAGCAUCCAUCCGUUAUCUGUACCACUUAUCCUGAACAGGGUUAGAUUCCAACAGUUCGUAGUUGUUAUUGCCAUAGUCUAUAGAAUGAGCAACAUUUUAAUAAUAAUCACUUU
Messenger RNA from Monopterus albus (swamp eel), 3809 nucleotides. RefSeq names its product zinc finger protein 227. Gene Ontology annotation, biological process: regulation of transcription by RNA polymerase II. The transcript has 2 exons. The coding region runs from base 385 to 1968 and encodes 527 amino acids. The record is from RefSeq and is a predicted model, not a curated record. Gene Ontology annotation, cellular component: nucleus. NCBI's taxonomy places the organism in Eukaryota, Metazoa, Chordata, Actinopteri, Synbranchiformes, Synbranchidae. Gene Ontology annotation, molecular function: RNA polymerase II cis-regulatory region sequence-specific DNA binding; DNA-binding transcription activator activity, RNA polymerase II-specific.